Canariomyces notabilis is the source of this 2033-nucleotide messenger RNA. RefSeq names its product S-adenosyl-L-methionine-dependent methyltransferase. The coding region runs from base 303 to 1601 and encodes 432 amino acids. Lineage: Eukaryota; Fungi; Ascomycota; Sordariomycetes; Sordariales; Chaetomiaceae. The record is from RefSeq and is a predicted model, not a curated record. Gene Ontology annotation, molecular function: O-methyltransferase activity. The transcript has 3 exons.
AGCUAGCACCACUUUGGAAAAGCGCUGAACGAUUGGGGUCAAAAUGAGGGGUUCCUGCAAUUGGUGGGUCGUCCACGUCGUCAGGGUAUCAUCAGAGUGGACACACCUGAUAAGCGGUCGGGCUCGUGGAGGAGAGAAGAGGAAAGGGGAGAACGCGAGACCGUUGCGAUCAGGGGGACAUGAUGGGGUUGCAUUUCUCUGUCGGUGGCACUGGCGAUUCCAGACCGCCGGGACGGACUGAAAUGUACGAGCUGCUGCACUCCCUCUUCCCCGGGUAACACAACGUCGCGCAUCCGUUGAUCAUGGCUUCGAUCGAGCGCAUGACGGCUCUGGCCAAGGAGAUAUCGGAGAAGACGGCCAUAGUGACCGACUAUCUCAAGGCAAAAGGCCUCGACGCUCCUUCGUUUGAUGUCAACGGACUCGACCAGUUCCCCAUCCCUCCCGAGGAUGAAGUGCCGUUCAAGGCGCGCCUCGCGCUCGCGGCGGCCACCAAAGAGCUAUACGACAUAUCCGUGGGUCCAAAGGAAGGACUGCGAAACUUAGCCUGGGAUUCCGCAAACAGCAUCUCUCUGCAUGCGAUAUGGGAGUUCAAGGUUGCCCAAGCUGUCCCGCUCGAAGGCACCAUCUCUUAUCAAGACCUGACGGCAAAGGUGGAGGCUUUGAACGGUGGCCUCCCCAUCGGUGUGCUCAACCUGCGCCGACUGCUGCGGCAUGCCAUGACGACUCGUAUCUUCUGCGAGCCUUCCAAGAACCAAGUCGCUCAUUCACGAGUUAGCAGGCUGUUGCUCGAAGACGAGCCAUUGAAGAACUGGGUGGGCUUCAUGUGCAAUGAUCUGUGGCUGCCCAUGGCCAAUGUUGUCAAUGCCAUGAAGAAAUGGCCAGCGAGUGACGAACCGACAGAGACGAGCGUGAAUCUCGCGUACAACCAGAGCUUACCUUGGUUCGAUUUCCUGCAGCAGGAUACGGCACUGAACAAUCGCUAUAACCUCGCCAUGCAGGCCCAUGGAAGUGCUGAGGGCUACAGCACGGAUCAUGUGGUCAACGGCUAUCCCUGGGGAGAUCUGGGGGAUGCAACAGUUGUAGAUAUGGGCGGUAAUCAAGGAUACAUCUCUUUUGCCAUCGCCGAAGCCUUUCCCAACCUGAAGUUCAUCGUGCAGGACCAAGCCGGGAUGCGAACGCCUGAAACGAUCGGCAAAGUCCCGGAUCAUCUGGUGGAGCGCGUCCAGUUGACGACGCACGACUUCUUCACGCCUCAAACUGAGGUAGCCGAGUGCUACUUUAUGCGUAUGAUCCUGCACGGCUUCUCGGACAAGUACUGCGUGCGGAUCUUGCAAGCGUUGGUGCCAGCUCUACGCAAGGGAAGCCGGGUGGUCAUCAACGACGGUGGCCUGUCGGAACCGGGGACGGCGAGCUAUCUCGAGGAACGGGCGAUGAGGACGCUGGAUUUGUUCAUGCAGGUCACGGUGAACGCUCGAGAGCGAGAGGCGGAAGACUGGGCCGACUUAUUUGCCAGGGCGGAUCCGAGGUACCAGGUCAAGCGCGUAUGGAAGCCCGAGAAGAGCGUCAUGUGGUUUAUCGAGGCGGAAUGGACGGGGGAUUAACUGCAUGAGUGAAUUGGAUGGUGACGGAGAGGGAUUCAUUGUUGCCUAAUCACGUACAUUGCAGAUGACGUGGAGAAGGAUGAGGAGAACGAAAUGGCCUGGGGUGGAAAGAACCUAGUAUAAGGGGAGUCGCUUGGAUUCGCUAUCUUCAGGGGUACAGUUCAAAUAAGACGCAUCCCGAGUUUACUACUCCGCUCUCUCUGUUUGGUUGCCUGUGGGGAUGUAUAUCACCAACUUGAGAUUCCUGAGGGUUGUGUACAAAAUUUUGUACUGAGUACGGAUAACCUGUGGUCGAAAUUUGAGCCAGUUUUGAGGUCAGCCUUGGCAUUGAUCCUUCCAUUCUCGGCAACACUGCAGCAGAGGCGCUGCUAUCGUUAUCGGGGUGGACCCACAAGGCCCCCGAAUCCAGGGUGAGGGUGCCGUUCUCGAGCA